AUGGCUCCGCGUGCCUCUCGGAGGAAAGUCGUCGAGUCGGACGACGACGACGAUGACAAGCCCAACACCCACGAUCAAGAGCCCAAACCUCAGAAACGAAGUACGGGAAAGUUGAAGUCGGUCAGAAGCAAACCAUCGACAGCCCAGUCAAAGGUGACGGUCAGCCCAAAGCCAUCCCCGAAGAAGACCAGAUCGAAGCAAGUCGCCCAGGAGCCCUCAAAACCCGCCGGAAAGCCCAUUUACUCCUUUUUCAAUGUUGCUACACAAAAGCAGCUGGGUUCCCAACCCACUCCUAGUCCGGAGAAGUCCGAGAAAAUCUCGACUCCACGAGAUGAUAUUGAGGCAAUCCACGAUGAUACGGACGAAGAAAGAGUCUCUCAUGCACCACCUCCGAGCACGAUGGUAUCCAAAGGAUCUAGCACCGCCGCAGCCAUGCGAAAACGCAAGUUUCAGCGCGUCCACAGUUUCGAAGACACUGUCAAACCUCCUCCAUCUACUUCCCAGAAGUUUAGAAAGGCAGUAGCUGGUGAUCGCGUGCCUUCGUUUUCAGUUCUCAAUGAGGACAAGCGGCCAUGGACGGAGCAAUUUGCACCCAUCGACUUGACAGAACUCGCAGYCCAUAAGCGAAAGGUGGCAGACGUACGUAGCUGGCUUGAUAUGACGUUUCGAGGCAGACGCCAGAAGGUUUUGGUCCUCAAAGGCGCAGCAGGAUCWGGGAAAACGACUACUCUCCGACUGCUGGCCAAAGAACUUGGUGCAGAGCUUAUCGAAUGGCGCGAUCCGAACACCUCUGAGUAUGGAGAAAAUGGGUUUGUGUCCUCUGGUGAUCGCUUUGAGGAGUUUGUCGCUCGCGCUGGAAAAUGUGCUGGACUCACUCUUUCCACAGACGCGAAUGCAAGUGUUCCGAUCGACUCCCGAAUGGAGAACACCGAAGAAGACACCCCAAACCGACCUCAGAUCUUGCUUGUUGAGGAGUUCCCGAAUACGUUCUCGAAGACUUCCACUACAUUGCAAUCCUUCCGCUCCACAAUCUCGCAGUACCUCUCAUCGCCGAUAUCAGGCCAAGCGAUCCCGACACCGCUCGUGAUGAUCAUAUCUGAAACCUUACUCUCAACAAAUACCGCCGCUGCUGAUAGCUUCACUGCCCAUCGGCUGCUCGGUCCAGAGCUCAUCACAAAUCCAUACGUCAACACCAUUGAGUUUAAUGCUGUUGCUGUCACUUUCCUGACAAAGGCUCUCGAGACGAUUGUCGUCAAGGAGGCGCGAAAGUCGGGCAGAAGAACUACGCCCGGCCCACAAGUGCUGAAGCAUCUUGCCGAAACUGGCGAUAUUCGCAGCGCCGUCUCGUCGCUAGAAUUUCUAUGUCUGAGAGGAGAUGACGGCGAUACAUGGUCCAGCAAAGUCACAUUCACCAAACCGAAGCAGUCAAAGACCCAGCCUCCAUUGUCCAAGUCAGAGAUCGAGGCUUUGAAGUUGAUCACAAACCGUGAGAGCAGUCUCGGGAUAUUCCAUGCCGUUGGGAAGGUGGUGUAUAACAAAAGAACUGAUCCUGCAAACCCCGAAGACGUACCUCAGCCGCCAUCUUGGCUUCCGCAACAUCGCCGGAGCAAAGUCCCAGAGACCGAUGCUGAUUCGCUCAUUGACGAGCUUGGAACUGAUACAUCAACCUUCAUUGCGGCUCUUCACGAGAACUAUGCCUUGUCUUGCUCAUGCUCUGGCGCCGAAGAAUCUCUGGACAGUCUCUCUGGAUGUAUGGACAAUCUGUCCGAUUCGGAUUUGCUCUCUCUAGAUCGCUUCUCAUUCGGAACAAGAGCUUUCUCCGGCUCCGCCACCGAUACCUUGCGACAAGAUGAAAUGUGCUUCCAGGUCGCUGUAAGAGGAUUGCUGUUCAAUCUGCCCUGUCCUGUCCACAGAAGCGCCGGUAAUGGCGGUAAACGAGGCGAUGCACAUCGCAUGCUAUAUCCGAAUUCUCUGAGAUUGUGGAGAAAGCGGGAAGAGAUCGAUGGCGAGUUGAAUAGUCUCAUCAGUAAGCUUUCACUUGGGAGUGAUUUGGGAGUCAGCACAUCUGCUGCAUCCUAUGCUUCUGCGACGAGCGGUGUUGAUGCAUGGAAACGAAGCCAGCCCUCAGCCAACAAGGACCCCACAGUCAAUGUUCCCGAAGUUGGGGAAAUAUCGCAAGCUGGCGGUGAGAUCAAGAAGCAGAUGCUGCUGGAGCGCUUACCUUACAUGGCACACAUCAAGACAUGUUCAAGUACCUCCAUGGCAUCACGUCGAUUCCUGGAGCAGAUUCUUUCCGUCACUCGCAUGUCAGGCGAGGUACCAGAGGCUACAGAUCCCGCUGGUGUCGGCGACGAUGACGAYGCAGAGGAAACGGCCAAUGGCGCAGAACAAUGGGCAACGGAUAGGCCAGAGCUUGAAUCUUCUUCAAAGAAGGGAAAGCAGAAGACUACUUUCGAGAGUGUUUCGAUUCCGGUCGAGACUCGAAUUGACAGGAUGAUCCUCGAAGACGAUGAUAUCGUUGAUGACUAG
Ramularia collo-cygni is the source of this 2529-nucleotide messenger RNA. Its product is annotated as related to cell cycle checkpoint protein RAD17. Bases 1 to 2529 code for a protein of 842 amino acids. The transcript has a single exon. NCBI's taxonomy places the organism in Eukaryota, Fungi, Ascomycota, Dothideomycetes, Mycosphaerellales, Mycosphaerellaceae. Gene Ontology annotation, molecular function: chromatin binding. The record is from RefSeq and is a predicted model, not a curated record. Gene Ontology annotation, biological process: DNA damage checkpoint signaling; DNA repair; mitotic DNA replication checkpoint signaling.